Messenger RNA from Oreochromis niloticus (Nile tilapia), 5218 nucleotides. RefSeq lists its product as uncharacterized. The transcript is spliced from 6 exons. Gene Ontology annotation, molecular function: protein binding. The record is from RefSeq and is a predicted model, not a curated record. Bases 3431 to 4834 code for a protein of 467 amino acids. Lineage: Eukaryota; Metazoa; Chordata; Actinopteri; Cichliformes; Cichlidae.
AAUUAACUUAAAGAGGCUGCUUUAAUGCAGUGGCAUAAUUUUCACAAAAAUAAACUUGCAAAAACAAAACUAGAAACUGGGAACUAAUAACAGAAACACUGGGAAACCUGUAAACUAGGGACAGAGCUCACAGGGAGCAUGGAAGGAGAAACACACAGCACGGUGAGGGGACGACGCGACACUGACAGAGAGAAACACAGGGCGAAAAUACACUGAGGGAAACAAGGAAAUGAGGCACAUGAGGGGAGCACAGCUGGGAGCAAUCAACAUGAGGAGCCCAGGGUGAAGCAAAACUAGACACACUGACAGUCCCUUGUCUUAUGUCAAAGUAAAGCAGGACUUGUGGACUUGACACUAAACUAAGGGAACACGUGACAUAAGACACGACUGACCAGGGAACAAGAAUAAGAAUAAUAAUACUACAAAAAUCAAAGACACUGGGUCACCGACCCAGGGCUGUGUCACUGUAAUUUAGAAUGUGUUUAACCAAAACAGUUAAAUCCUUUUUUCCUGUACUUCAGAAAGUGAGUGCUGCUCUGCCAACAAAGCAACAAACAUGUGUUUGCCCAUCAUCUCUAAACUGGUGCAAAGAAGAGAAACCUCAUCAGCUAGUUGCAUGUAGAGAGGAUUUGCCUCUGCAAUCUGCACCUAUAACUUCAGAUUUCUCAUCUAUUCAUUUAUUUCCUGCAGCUGUUGUGCACUCUGCAGUACCCCAGGGCCUCCAAACAUUUGCCUAUGCCCGCAGCCUCUGCUGCCAACAACUAUUACUUUCAAACCUUCAGCCUUAUGUGAAUGUGGGUGUGAAGCAGGAAAUUGCUGAAAUCGAACAUCUUUGCCCUGGAGAGCAAUUUGAACAGUUUUGAGCUUCUCUGAUAUGAAUUAUAAAAUACUAAAAAUCUGCAGCCACUAAAAUAUUUAUGAUUGGACACUGGGAAAAUAACCUGUUAGAGAACAGCAGAAUCUUGCAGGAUGUUCAACUUAAGGCAGACUUGCAUGAAAAACAUUGAUUUUAGCCACCUCACAAAGAACUCAGAGCCUGUUAUUGCAUUAAAUUCUAUUAGGUUCAGAAAUAAAAUAUUUGAAACUAAAUCCAAACAGAUUUUUGUUGUUCAUAUCAAUGUAUUAGCCAGAUAAUUUUAAUCAUGAUCAUUCACAUUAUUUUGCUUAGUUUAGGUUAUUCUGUUAGUGUGACAAUCUGUUGUUUAUGUAAGAAGUCUCUUUGUGUGUCUGUUUCCUUUGUUUCCCUCUUUUAUGAUUUUUCUGCUCCACCCUCAUUAGUGUCAGAACUACAGGUGACACUAAUGAGGGUGGAGCUGCUGAAGGUCUUAAAGGUUGUUAACGAUUGUUUUCACCUUUCACAGUUGUUUUCAUCUAUGUCCAAUCACUGGUGCAUAUGGUCUCCACCUUAUUACUUAUCACUCAGUCUGUUCUCCUAGUGCAUGUUUACCCAACUUUUUAUUUUUGUUUUAAUCAACUCUUUGCAUUUUGUAUAUUUUUUCAAGUUACUUCUGUCACUAAACACUUUAUUUGCGUUGCUUAGGAAUUCUUACAAUACACAAGAAUGAAAGUUUUUAGGAGUCUUUAGAAACACGAAUUGAAAAGGAAAUCGAAGAGUUGCAUUUUCUGGUAUUUAUGGCCUGUGUUACUGUGAGGUGGAGUCGUCCAGACACACCUGGUCCAUUGCACAGAGUAUGUUCACAUAACGACCAGCUUUUCUCUCCUGGCUUGUCUCACAGUUGAUUCACAUUCUAAAAAUCAGCAGUGUCGACUCUCAUGUUGAUGUACAGUAACACAGUGAUAUGAGGACAGCUUACCUCACUGUUACGCUUACUGGCCAACUUCACUUCAGCUUAAAGUAGGUCAGACGGCGCUCAGCUGCACUCGAACAAAAUGAAUAAAAAUGACCAAACUAGAGUUAAAGUGUUGAUUUUUGAUUACGCUGGUGCAAACUACUCAUCACUUCUUUGAUAAAACAACAAAAAACAAACUUUUUACAAACAUUACAGAACAUUACCUUUUAUAUUCACUUUUAAAAAGUUGAUACGACUUAUCAUCAAUGAUUGAUUCAACAAUAUGCACGAGUUUAUUCUUUGUGUUUCAAAGUCUUUGGGCAUCUUCAUGUGACAAAUCUAUUUUGGUACAUCGAGCCAGUAGAGAUUUGAAUUAAGCUAAAUUUACGGUAUUAGAUUAUUUGAUAUAGAAUUUUUUGUUGUUGUUGUUGUCCCCAAAAACAGUAGCUUUGUGUGUAGCUUUUUUGCAUGUCUGAAAACGGCUGACUUGUUUAGACCAGGCAUGAACUUUAACCCCUCUUUUGGGGUCUUUUGCAACAGAGAGCUGUUGAGACUCGUUGACCCCGCCGCCCCUGAGAUGAAUACAUGUAGAUUGUAAACAGCAGAUAAAGGUUAUGCAGGUUUUGUUUAAUUCACAGUUGUAUGACCUCUCUCGUCCCUGCUCUCUCUGUUUCUUUAUGUUAGUGCAUCAUUAAAAAGAUGUUUGCAGUGGUUUUGGUGGGAGAAAGUGGUCGAUACUUCUGUUAAACCCAUCUCUGUAGAAAACGAUCACUGAGCCCCCUCAGCUGAAUUCUACUGUCAUACUCCACAUAAAAUAUUUGGCACAUAUUUUAUGCAUCUAUUAACUGUGAUAGGAAACAUGAAGAUCUUUAUUGCUGUUCCUGGAGAGCUCUGUAGUAGGUUAUUUGUUUAUGCACUUUAACUUUAUCCAUGAUCACUUACAAAAACAGUCCAAUUCAAGUAAAAACUGAUCUAAUCUUUAGAUGAUGAUGAAUUUCUUCCAAAUCCUUUUGGAGCAGCUAGAGCGGGGGUGUCCAACUCCAGUCCUCGAGAGCUACACACCUGAAUCAAAUGCUAGCUUGUUAUCAAGCCUUUGCCAAACUUGAUGGCACGCUGAAGAUGUAUUCCAAUCAUCUGAUUUGUUUUAAUGCAUAUGAGAAAGAGAAAGGACAUGAAACAGUGAGUGGGGACUGGAGACAUGUAAGUGAUGUGAUCAAGCAGUCUGGAACACAACAAUGGAGUGAUGAACUUCAGCCUCAAGUCACGUUUGAUUGACUUAUUGAUAGUUGUUGAGGUGUAAAAGGAGUCGUUGACACACCCCACUUGACUGAUGAUGUCAACAGCAGACAAAUAACAGGAUAUACAGGGAUUAUUUUAUUGACAAAGUCAUAUCUUAAUUAAGUACCAGCAACCUUUUUAAGGGUCACAGACCAGGGAUAGUCACUCUGCUUUGGCCCUGUGUGUGUGCAGGCUGGAAGAGCUUCUCCAACUGCUUCUUACUGGAUUUGAACUUUUCAGAGACUCCUGCAAGGUGCUCCUACCUUUCAGCGAAUCAGUGUGAUUACUCAGGGGCAAAGGACUAUUGACUGUAGGGCUGCAGCUUCUGCAUUGGUUGAAUUUGUGUAAGGAAUUGAGGUGCAAUGGCUCAAACAGUCAACAUGAAGGUCCAGGAGCUACCAUAUCUGCCACCUGAAGUUUGGGUUUUGGUGUUCGGCUACUUGAACACUGAGGAAAAGCACACAGCCCGCCUCUGCUGCAGACACUUCAGAGAUCUCAUCGACCACCCGUCCCUGUGGAAGGAUUAUACAGCAGGACUCUCCUACGUUCCCCGCUACACGUCUGGAUUCUGGGACACCGUGCAGUGCCGUGGGGUCAGCCGUGCCACAGUGCAACAUUUACGACCCAAAGAUUGGAAAAUCCUCAGCAAGUCCCUCCCAUCACUCAACACCAUUGUCUGUGUGAGGGAACGGCGGAAUUACAAGAUGAAAUACUUAGACAACCUGUGUGAAUUCCCCAACCUGACGAGUCUUGGGGUACGAAACGCCACCUGGGUUGAGCCAUUACUGGUCCAGUGUCAGCGUAAGCAACUAGCAGAGCGGCUGACUCACCUGAGCGUGUGCAACAUUCAGAUGUCCUGCGAAGACACUGUGGAGUUCAUCAACAGCGUGUCACGCUUGGUCAACCUGGAGUACUUGCUGUUCCACCAGCAGGAAAGUGAAGGGCUUGGGAGGAUGAGGCCAGUGCCCUCUUACAUCUUCCACAACCUGCUGCUAAGCCUGAAGAAACUCAAACACUUAUCCUGGGGAAUGAAAGGGGAGCCACCAGUGCCACUGCCCGACAACUACUUCUAUCCACUGGACCCAGAAAACCCAGGAGAGUACGGCGGCCCAGAACUGAUCUCUUUGGAGUUAGUCAAUUACACAGAAAUCAUCCUGUCGGAGUACGCGCUGAGGGGUCUGACUUCACUCAAGUCGCUUGCUGUCCACUACAGGUACCCCUGGGAUGGUAUCCAGUGCAAUCUCUAUUCCUGGCUCAAUCAUCUGCAACAGCUGGAAUCACUCUCAAUCAUUGGAGGGAAUUUUCUUGCCUCUUAUACGGAAGCCCUUCCACCCCAGGUGACCAGUCUGACACUGCGAACAUCCAUAUGCGCGUGCCAGAUGAACUCCAUUGCAUCUCAACUCAAGCGAGUUGAGCAUCUCGACAUAGAUCAGAACCGUUUUGCCGAUAGUCUCUGCAAACAGCUUCCUACACUGUUUCCUCAACUCAAGACUCUCAGGAUACGAUUCCACCGUGAGGAACCAAAAAGAGACCUGCUGUUCCUCAACAAGCUGCGACACCUGGAGCGACUGGAGCUGAUCACGAGACAGACAUACAUUCUUAUAAGUGACAAAAACAAAACUUGGCCGAGUCCAUCUUUGGAGAGACUGAUCAAGGAGCUGCGGGAGCUCUCCAGGAACAGGUUCAGCAUCAUGACCACGAUGCCCAAAAGGGACGUUUUUCGAGAAUGCGACUGCAUUUGGGAACGAGAGGAAACACGAUUCUAAUCCUGAGCAGUGCAAAGUGAACAAUACAGAAAAAUGAUUAUUAUAUAGUUUUUUUUCUCCAGUGCCUCAGGAUACUAAUUGAUAUGGACUUUCAUGAGGUACCAUAGCAGCUUUAAACAUCUGUAUCACCCCAAGGACUCCCAAUGGGUGCAACACUACCUUUAAAAUAAAUGAAGGUCAAAGAAAUAAGCUGCUGCUUUGUUGCUGCAGAGAAACUUUACAUAUGGUUAAAAUGAUGUGAUGCGAUGUGAAAUAUUCCAGUGUUAUUUUUGAAUGCAUUGCUACAAGCAUGUUACAAUGGGAAAUUCUCUGGUUGUGUGAGUAUUUAUAAUUUUUUUGUUUUGUUUUUUGAUCAAAUAAAAACUAGUUUCAUAAAGAACUGCA